UAGACAAAGAAAGAAACACGUAUUUUCAUGUCCCUCACAUUGGUUAUUUCCUUAAUGCCCCAAAAUGGUAAUUCUGAGCAAACCAGUGGUCCGGCGGCUAGCCCUGCACCGCUGGCCGGUGAACACAAAAGCCAACAUCAGCGGUACAUUGACUCUCUGCCCAAAAACGUGACAGAGUUUCUGGACAAUUGCACAGACCACAUGGUGCUGGAAUGUGCGGAGGAGGUAAUCAAUGCGAUAUUGUUGAUGGGCUCCAUUUCCGAUGCUUGUUGCACCGAUCUGGUGAGCAUGGGUGUUGAGUGCCACACUUCAUUGGUUAAACUCUUUGUCAACUCGCCUCUUCAUAAGGCCAAUGCUCCCACUAUCAUCGCUAAUAGUCAACGGAUCUUCGACGACUGUACCAUAGUCGAUAGGAAGUGUCGCUAUGGGAACACACAAUAAGAAAAGUCAAUAUGAAUACUACAAAUCUUUCUUACAACGUGAAAGUGUUCGAUCCGGGGAAUACAAAAAUUCACAACAUUGCAAAGUUUUAAGUGACGCACCAAUAUCUUAUAUGACGUCUAAAACGUUACUUCUUCUGUCAAAAGGCAAUCCCACUAGAGCAUUUCUUACUCCGUGACAAAAAAAUUCACCUUCGAAUUUAUCAUUCGAUAUUGUAUAUCAAUUUGUACCUUUUUGAGUUGAUAUAUCACGAUACUACUCCGCAAUACUGUGCACAUUAU
Messenger RNA from Cuscuta europaea, 722 nucleotides. Lineage: Eukaryota; Viridiplantae; Streptophyta; Magnoliopsida; Solanales; Convolvulaceae. The record is from the annotation of a GenBank genome assembly.